AUGAGAAAUGAAGUAAAUGAGAAAUUAGCAGAACAAAAUGAACGAAGUAAUCUUCUACCGAGCAAUUGUCUUUUAUUCAGUACUUAUAGAUACUUUAUCCUAUUAACAAUGCUCCCAGCAAUUUCUUUAAUCCAAAGCAAAUCUGCGUCAAUGAAUGCAAAAAUACUAUCAUCGGCUUCUAUCUCGCCUCCAAAGAACUCCAAAAUUCAUUUACGUACUCAUUACUCUGUGGAGAAUGCUACCCCUGAAUAUUUAACCACCACCAAUUCAGCAGUCCUGUCUCCAAAUAUUUAG
Molecule: messenger RNA, 294 nt
Organism: Echinococcus granulosus
Lineage: Eukaryota; Metazoa; Platyhelminthes; Cestoda; Cyclophyllidea; Taeniidae
Exons: 2
Coding region: 1-294 (97 amino acids)
Source: RefSeq, a predicted model, not a curated record